AUGAAAGGCAGGACACUAUGGAUUCCGAACCAAGUGCCGGUGACCAACCUGAGAAUCUCCUCCAAGAAACAACAGCUGUACGUGAGUUCGGACCACGGCGUCUCGCAAGUGUCGCUCCACCGUUGCCAAGCCUACGGCGAGGCGUGCGCGGACUGCUGCCUGGCCCGGGACCCCUACUGCGCCUGGGACGGCCUGAGCUGCUCCCGCUUCUACCCCACCGGGAAGAGACGUAGCAGAAGACAGGACAUCAUGCAUGGAAACCCGCUGACCCAGUGCAGAGGAUUCAACCUUAAAGCGUACCGUAACGCGGUGGAGAGGACGCAGUACGGGGUGCGUAACAACACCACCUUCCUGGAGUGUUCGGCCACGGCUCCGCGCUCCUCCAUCCGCUGGCUCAUCCAGCGCGACAACGACCGCCGCAAAGAGGUGAAGCUGAGCGAGCGAGUGCUGUCCACCGAGCACGGCCUGCUGGUCCGUGCGGCGCAGGCCUCGGACCAGGGACUCUACUACUGCCUGGCCACCGAGAACGCCUUCAAGCGCACCGUGGCCAAGAUCCGCCUGCGAGUGCUGAGCCCGGCCAUGGUGUCCCUGCUGUCCGACACGCCGCCCCCGGCCCCCCCGGGCCCCGGGGCCCUGCUGGCGGGCUUCAGCCCCUCAGAGAGCCUGGCCGUGCAGCAGUACUGCAAGGAGAGGAGGCAGCUCCAGGACCAGGUCCCGGGGCGGCCGGGGUCCCCCGGGAAUGUGACUCCCCUGAGGGGGGACCAGGCCAAGCUCAAGCCCCUGCUGGACCGACGGAAGAGCCGCAACCGUCGCAACCACCUCCCGGAGUACUGAACUAGGGGUACCCCUCAACCCUGGUAGACCCGUGGUACCCUGUCCCAACCCAGGGUACACCCAGUGGUACCCUCCUCCCAACCCUGGUAGACCCGUGGUACCCUGUCCCAACCCAGGGUACACCCAGUGGUACCCUCCUCCCAACCCUUGGUAGACCCAUGGAUACCCCCCCCCCUCCAAACCUUGGGUUCCCCCGUGCCUACCCUGGUAGACCCAUGGGUACCCCCCUCUCAAACCUGGUAGACCCAUGGUGCCCCGUCCCAACCCUGGGUAGACCUAUGGGGAACCCCCUCCAAACCCUGGUAGACCCAUGGUACCCCCUCCCAACCCUCAGUAGACCCAUGAUACCCUGUCCCAACCCUGGAAGAACAGACUGAUGUCAACCCGCUCAAAGACUGACCCACCGCACCUUUUGUCCUGGAGUUCUGGACGUUAGCCAGAGGCUCUGUUAGCAUGUUAGCUCCUGGAGCCUCAGAGCUGGGGAUGGGAGGAGGCGGACAUGGAGGUCCCUGGCUUCUGCUCGCAUGAGACGUGCUGCGCCGGCCAGGGAAAGACUGUGGCGUUAUGUAAACACUUGCAUGUACACAAGCACACGCACACACACACACACACACACACACACAAUUGCUUUUCGCUCUUCACUGUGUCCAUAUUGGGGGUAAAGAAAUGGGGUACUUCCUGCUCCUGUUUCUUAACGCCCACCCUCAUCUACACGAUGGCUUCAGACCCACCCUGGAGCGUCGUCGUAGGUCACAGCGGUCUGCUCCUUCAUGUAGCAGACUGAACCAGGGAAGGUCAGUCCACCCCUCCUUUAUGAGCGGCCUGUCUGUGACCUACGAUUGACAGCUCUUUUCAAAGGUCCUGCUGUUAUCAGGUCCUCACAGGGAGGGGCUUUGAGUAAAGAAAUAACCCUUCACACUCUCGUUGAGGAUUAGUGCCCCAAUGUAAACCUAAACAUCGCACAUGGAAAUGCUGUGCCGUAUUUUGGGGGAAAUAAAUAUUAAGCCCCCUAGUUUUCCAAAUAAACAGUACUAUAAAAUAUGUUGAGAUGAGGAUUUAAACUUGUACGUAUAACCUCUGAGAUCUGAACAGAGCAGACAUUCUGAUCCUUAUUAAAAGCUCUUGGUACUACCAGCACAUAAGGAUGUUUACACAGAACCAGAACUACAUGACCAUCUCCAACAUUGGUUUGAUUACGUGAAGAAGGAAGAAUUCUUCCUUAAAGAUGAAAUGUUGGUUCUGAUCGCCUUGGAGACAGAUGGGGCUUUCUGAUAGAUCGACCUUUGACCUGUCCUCUAAUGAUAUGUUAAUAGUUCAGCAUGUUUCUCAGAAACAUAUUUAUUGUAGAUAUUAUUGUUGUAAUCGUCUGUUUAACUUAAUGUCUAGUGUUGUGGAAACCUGUUGUCAUAGCGACUCAUAGUAUGUAUAAUUUCAGAGUAUUUCAUUAACUAAGACGGAUCUGCAGAUCGCAGUGAUGAUCACCCCCCCCCCCCCCCCCCCCCCCCGUCUCUUUGUAAAUCCGGUCAGUUUAAUGUUCUCAUAAUGAUCCCAUAUCUUUCUAUUUAUUAAAGAAUCAAAUGCGGAAAUUUUGUAUCCAUUUAUUGAAUUAUCAGUUCAGCUUGAACAAAAAUAAACUGAACUGAUAUUGGUUAGGAAACCGCCCUGCGAUUCGUAAAGGGUUACCUAUUGCACCUUACAUAGCAUAAUUAUUGUUUUAUUGGAGCAUUAAGUUUGAAUAUUUGUCCAAGACAGGUGAUUUCUAAAUCUAGCAGUUUGAUUGUUCCGGUUGAUUUAAGUUAGAAUGGUGUUGAGCAGGAGUACCUGAGACGACAUAAUGACCAUAACAUCAGGAGGUAUGUAUCUGUGAUCGCAAUCAGUCAAAA
This is a messenger RNA of Gadus macrocephalus (Pacific cod), 2717 nucleotides long. Its product is annotated as semaphorin-3C-like. Gene Ontology annotation, biological process: positive regulation of cell migration; semaphorin-plexin signaling pathway; negative regulation of axon extension involved in axon guidance. The coding region runs from base 1 to 834 and encodes 277 amino acids. The record is from RefSeq and is a predicted model, not a curated record. NCBI's taxonomy places the organism in Eukaryota, Metazoa, Chordata, Actinopteri, Gadiformes, Gadidae. The transcript is spliced from 6 exons. Gene Ontology annotation, molecular function: chemorepellent activity; semaphorin receptor binding.